CCAGCAGCGGCUCCGCUCUGUGUCUAUUCCCGGAGAGAGACCGCCUCCAUUUUAACACCCACACCCGGCGGAGCAGCAGCGGCUCUCAGAGGACUCAGCGGCCGGCGGAGGGACACGCUCCUGCGGCGGCGGCGGCUCUAAUUCUUCGGGCGUGAAUCAGCCCUUUUUGUUGUUUCUGGGAUGGCGGCGCUGCGGCAGGACGCGGCGCUGGAUUUGUGAGGAUUUAACGGGGCCGUUAUCUGCGGGGAAAUUUCUUGAUUCACCGGCUUCAGAGGAGGAGGAUCGGCUUCGGAGAGUCAGGCGGGCAGGUGCCGUCGGUUCAGGCCGGACUGCAGGUGCAGCAGGGCCGCUGCUCCAUCCGGGAGACAAACAGAGUCCCGGUUUGAGUCUUGACAGCAGCUGAAAUCCACCUUCACCUGUCUGAGAGUCCAGGUUCUCCGUGAGGAUGCGGCAGUGAGCGUGCUGCUCACGAGCGCUGAUCGUUACCAUGGCGAUAUUCGGCAACAGCCAGGCAUGCGCCGGUCAAGACAACUGCUCUAACCACGGCGAGCGGGACUACUGCUACUCGGCUCGCAUCCGCAGCACGGUGCUGCAGGGGCUGCCGUUCGGAGGCGUGCCCACCGUGCUCGCCCUCGACUUCAUGUGCUUCCUGGUGCUGCUUUUCGUCUUUUCCAUCCUGAGGAAGGUUGCGUGGGACUAUGGCCGCCUGGCGCUGGUCACCGACGCCGACAGACUGAAGAAGCGUUUCAGCGACCUGGAGGAGCGGGAAUACGUGGCCUCUGCGAUGCACUCGGAGACGCCUGACCGCUACGAACGGCUCACGUCUGUCUCCAGCUCCGUCGACUUUGACCAGAGAGACAACGGCUUCUGCUCGUGGCUGACGGCCAUCUUCAGAAUAAAGGAUGAAGAGAUCAGGGAGAAGUGCGGCGAGGACGCCGUUCACUAUCUGUCCUUCCAGCGUCACAUCAUCGGCCUGCUGGUCGUCGUCGGCGUUCUCUCGGUCGGCAUCGUCCUGCCCGUCAACUUCUCCGGAGACCUGCUGGAAAACAACGCCUACAGCUUCGGACGCACCACGAUAGCGAACCUGAAGUCUCAGAACAACCUGCUGUGGCUGCACACCUCAUUCGCCUUUAUGUAUCUGCUGCUGACCGUCUACAGCAUGAGGAGACACACCUCCAAGAUGCACUACAAGGAGGACGACCUGGUGAAACGUACUUUAUUCAUUAAUGGCAUCUCUAAAUACGCAGAGGAGAGUCAGAUCAAACAGCACUUUGAGCAGGCGUACGAGAACUGCACGGUGCUGGAGGCUCGGAUCUGCUACAACGUGGCCAAGCUGAUGUCUCUGAACGCCGAGAGGAAGAAGACGGAGCGCAGCAAGAAGUUCUUCACCGACCUAAUGGCGAAGGAACACGUUCCCACCAUGAUCAACCCCAAACCCUGCGGACACCUGUGCUGCUGCGCCAUCGCCGGCUGCGAGGAGGAGGAGGCGGUCAGCUACUACACCAAGAGGGAGGCCAAGCUGAAGGAGGAGUACAGGAAGGAGAAGGAGAAGGUCCACACCAAACCACUGGGCAUGGCCUUCGUCACCUUCCAGAACGAGGCCAUGACUGCCAUCAUCUUGAAGGACUUCAACGCCUGUCAGGUUCAGGGUUGUCGGUGUCAUCAGGAGCCACAGUCCUCUCAGUUCAGCGAGGCUCUUCACGUUUACAACUGGAGCGUUUCGUACGCGCCCGACCCGCAGAACGUCCGCUGGGAACACCUGUCGCUGGGUGGGAUCUCCUGGUGGAUCCGCUGCUUCAUCAUCAACUGCAUCCUCUUCCUCCUGCUCUUCUUCCUCACCACGCCCGCCAUCAUCAUCUCCACCAUGGACAAGUUCAACGUCACCAAGCCUGUCGAGUAUCUCAACAAUCCCAUCGUCACUCAGUUCUUCCCCACGCUGCUGCUUUGGGCUUUCUCUGCUCUGCUGCCCACCAUCGUCUACUACUCUGCCUUCUUCGAGGCUCACUGGACCAGGUCUGGAGAAAACAGGACAACGAUGCAUAAAUGUUACACCUUCCUGAUCUUCAUGGUUCUGCUGCUGCCGUCUCUCGGACUCAGCAGUCUGGAUGUUUUCUUCCGCUGGCUCUUCGAUAAGAAGUUCCUGGCUGAUGCCACAGUCCGAUUUGAGUGCGUCUUCCUGCCGGAUAACGGAGCGUUCUUCGUCAACUAUGUCAUCGCCUCGGCGUUCAUCGGGAAUGCCAUGGACCUGCUGAGGAUCCCCGGUCUGCUCAUGUACAUGAUCCGGCUGUGCCUGGCUCGCUCCGCCGCCGACCGCCGCAACGUCAAGAGGCACCAGGCCUAUGAGUUUCAGUUCGGAGCGGCGUACGCCUGGAUGAUGAACGUCUUCACGGUGGUGAUGGCCUACAGUAUCACCUGCCCCAUCAUCGUCCCCUUCGGUCUGAUGUACAUGCUGCUGAAACACCUGGUGGACAGAUACAACAUGUACUACGCCUACCUGCCCUCCAAACUGGACAAGAAGAUCCAUUCCGGGGCCGUCACCCAGGUUGUGGCCGCACCCAUCCUCUGCCUCUUCUGGUUGCUCUUCUUCUCCACUGUACGCACAGGUUUCGAGACCGCGACGUCCAUGUUCACCUUGGUGGUGCUGAUCAUCACCAUCGUGGUCUGUCUGUCCCACGUCUGCUUCGGACACUUUAAGUACCUCAGCGCUCACAACUACAAGAUCGACACCAAGGAGAACGAUGUGGACGCCGUCGAGAAUGGACGUCCAGCUCGUCCCUCGUCCUCCCCCACCACCAAAUCUCAGCGGCGGCAGCAGCAGCAGCAGCAGCAGCAGCAACAGCAGCAGCAGCAGCAGCAGAUGUACAUUGCCCAGGUGCUCCAGGACCCAAACUCAGACGAGCCGGGCGGUGGCAGCGGCGAGGAGGACCGAGGGUCGUCCCAGGACGAGGAGAUGCUGAACGGAGGGAGCAGCAUCAAUGAGGCGGAUUUUCAGUCAGGGGAGGACAGUCUGAUCGCCAACGAGGUCCGCCAGUAGCUGGCGGUGGACCUAGUGGGAGGGGGCGGAGCUUGUUGAGGGUCCAUAUCCACACAACAGAUGGAAAAUAAAGCUGACUGUAGAAUCACUACACACACAAACACACAUACACAUAGACUUACACGGUUAGCUCCACCCUCUCCCUACAAGAAGACUUGACCCUGACCUUUGACGCCGGCGCCGGCUCGCCAACAUCCAGUCCUGCACGUCUGUGGAAACUUGAUGGACAUCAAACUGUCUCCACACUUAUGUACAGUCACUGUACAUAACCUCAAAGCCAAAAGUUUCUCUUUUUUGUUUUGUAUUUUUCUCGAGGUGUGGGACGGGGUUUUCGUGCCUGGGCUGGAUUUUGUUCGUUCGCACUCGUGUCUUGACUCCUGAUCCCACCGCGGGUCGCCGGGACUCGACCUGUCGAGGGGUCAACGCUGAUGCUGACGCUGUCUUUUUCCUUGGCCUGGCGGACGCCUCCAAUAAAACGCCCGCUGCCGCUUACCUCCAAGAUCGGAGUGCUAAAUAAGUCGCCAACCGCCAGCUCUCGUAGUGGUAGAAGCCUUGCUUAUGCAGACGCAUCUCAGUCUCCCUUCCUUGUUCGCCGUUUUCAUCUUUCUUUUUGUGGAACCUGUGGAUCCUGGAUUUUGCCGGUAUGUUCAACACAUCACCUAGAAGUAUUUGUUUUUUCUGACCUGCCAAGCUUUCGCUGCAUGUCGUUAAAAGUGCUGUCUGGUUUAAUGACAUCGCCGCCUUCAGACGAUGUCCUCCAUCGCAGUCUGUUGUGGCCAAUGAACUCGCUAGGUUUCCACCCCGAGGAGGCUUUCUUUUCUGGUUUUGAUUUCACCCGAACUACCUUAAAUCAUGAACACCUGACAAAGGGAACGGGGAUGUUUGUGUCUGCGUAGGUUUAGCAAUCAAAACUCUUUUCAUCCUUGGGGAGAACUUUGUGAAGAUGAGUCGAGUAGUUUGAGCUCGGGUAGACGCGGGUAAGAGCAGCGCUUUUCGUCCGGACGGUCUACCCUCAACGCCCGAAGCUGUCAGGACUCUCAAGGGAAAAUGUUUUUUGUUUGUGUGUUUCUGAAGUGUGCACUUGUCUGUCUGUGUGUGUGUGUGUCCGGUAGCUUAUUGUACACAAACCUGCACCAUGAAAGGUUCAACAUCACCACCAGGUGACCAAAAACAUCUGGUUAACAAGUUCCAGUGCUUCUAAAACCGGUUGUUAGUCUACUGUAGAAGUAGUUCAACAAAAUGUUUUCCUUCACUUUGGUCCGAAAAUGUCCGUGUUUAGAAGGAAAACUUAUCGUGUUUGACUUUCACAUCUACAGAUGUCAACAAAGUCCAUUUUUUACUGCGUUAUUGCUGCAGUUCAAGCCUAAAUGGUCCAACUAUAUUUAGUCCAGCUGAAAUCCCUUUUGUUAAGUUACAUGUUCCAGAUUGGACAUCAGUUUCAUCUGUGUCCAGUACACAGACAGGGCACGUUUAGCCUAGCUUAGCACAAAGACUGAAAGCAGGGGGAAACUGUUAGCCUAGCUACACCAAAUGAGGAAAUUAAAUCUACCUUCAUACAGCUUGAUGUCUGUCUGAUUUACAUGUUGUAUCUUCUUGUUAGCGUUUAUCUUCGUCUCUAAAGCUAACAAUUAGUGAUGUUAGAAAUUAGUUUAGGAUAAGCUUCUAGGUCUUGAUUGGGUUCAUUCCAAGUGUCUGAUUUACGUGUUGGAUUUAGUUAGUUAACCAGCUAGUUACCUGUUCAUCCUGUAGUCUGGGUGUGGUUGACUAGAGCCAGGGGCCAAGAAGCUAAUAUUUCAUGGCUUAAUAUCAAACUAUCCAAUACUUGUGAUUUAACGUGCUUCUCAAAGACAAAAAGAAAAUUGUCCCACAUAAAGAAUCUAGCACAAGAUGAAAAAGAAAACGACCUCUUCCAACAACUUCAAGUCUGUCUGAUUUACUUGUUGUAUCUUCUUACUAGCUUCUGUCCUUGUCUCUAAGGCUAACAGUAAAGUUUGAGAUUUAAAAUCUAGAUUUUGACCCCUAGCGCUAACCAACAAAACCAACCUGACUCUUGGAUGGAUUGUUGACGAACUCCUUAGCCAACUACAGUGCAUUUGAAAUCAACCUUUGAUGAUGCUUGGCUAGGCUAGCAGUUUUCCUCUGCUUCUAGUCUUGUCUUUGUGCUAAGCUAGGCUAAACACAUCCUAGACCUAUCUGUCAACAAACAGAUAAAGAUAUGUGAUGUAUUUGUCCUGGAUUCAAAUUGAACAACACACUGAGAUAUCAUGUAGCCACACCUCGAGGGUAAUGGGGUUUUUUAAAGAAAAUUAACUUUGGUUGCUUUUACUCAAAGUUCAUACUAAAAACGAGGCUUCAGCUGCAGCUCUGAUGGACAGUAUUUUUCAAGAUGGAGGGAGGUUCGGUCGUCACUUUCCUAUGAUCCUUGUGGUUUCUGAUGAUGUGCGCUUAGUCGGGGCCUGUUUCCUCUGAUUGAAGGGAUUUUGGAGGGAAAUUGGUGGCAACUUCCGUCUUCACUUUAAACGAUCUACCACUACUUUCUCACACCAUAACACCUCGUCGUAUUUACUUCUGAUCUCUCGUUUCAAUUAAUUUCUAUGACAAUCAAGUUUACGUGUCCCCAUAUGUAAUUUUCAAUGGACACCUGCCAUCCAAUUACAAACUGGUGUUUUGUCCAUGGUGUCUGAAACGUUAGUUAGUUAGUUAGCUAAUUAAGCUAACGUUCGCUCCAUCAGUUGGUUGAAAAAUCUGUUUCUAGCCGCCUAAUUUAAAAACCAGAACUCUGUCAAAGAGUCUUAAAUAUGUAUCAAAAAUAAUCAUGCUAACAUAAUGAAGCUGAAGCUAACAGGUCCAAGGUCAUGAUAGCAUGCUAAUAUGCCCUGGUGCAUGAUAGCAUGCUAACAGACUGAGGCUAAAGCUAACAGGUCCCUGGUCAUGAUAGCAUGCUAAUAUGCCCUGGUGCAUGAUAGCAUGCUAACAGACUGAGGCUAAAGCUAACAGGUCCCUGGUCAUGAUAGCAUGCUAACAGACUGAGGCUAAAGCUAACAGGUCCCUGGUCAUGAUAGCAGAGACUGACUGAGGCUAGUGGCACACUAGUGGUCAGCUCGUCAGAUUUGGACCGUUCUUUUUUUAAAUCUGUCUAUUUUGAGUUUCCUAAACUUUAUGGGAAGGACAUACUGAAUAUCUGGGUGCCCUUAAGCCCCAGUCCACUUACGAGUUGUAGUUAAGUUGUCGAACAACUGUUGCCAUUUUUAGAUGCGCUGAAUAUAAUUUGGCGUCGCCAGGGAUAAUUCUGCUCUGAUCUGCCCCCUAGUGGACAAACACUGCACUUGCUUUGCAGCUGCUCGUCUUACGCAUGUGUGUUGUUUAAACGUAAGCGUCAUAGGCGUGAUAGAGGACCGGCCCACGACCGCCGUAGUUAUCGGUUGGCCGCCCGGCUGGCAGCAUCAUCAUCAUCAUCAUCAGGAAGCGAGGGAGAGGGGGGGGCACUUUCAAAUAAUAAAACGUUUUCAGUGCAGCGGCGUGACGACGAAACAGUCUCAGGAGUUGUUUGUUUUCCUAAAAUGUUUACAUCAGUUUUUGUUUCUCGUUUUCAUUUUUGGUGUGUGCGUGUGUGCGUGUGUUGCAGACACAGUGCUGGACUAUGAAAGCUGUAGCCACCAGGACGCCGUUUUUCGCCAGCGGCGUUCGGAGGCUGCACGCCGGAGAACCUGCAGCGUAUGUGUCCAGGUGUUUUUUGACUCUUAAGUUUCCUCUACACCUCCAGCCGGGCGUCGACUUUCCGGCGCUCCAGCUGUGAUUGUAUGCACACGAAGGAGAGCGAUCUAGACCUGAUGUCCAAGUCUGAGACCAGGAGGUUCAGCUCAGCAGCAGCUCUCAACCCGACAGUCUGGGAAACCCCUCAGCCGUUCUUUCUUUAGAUCUGUUCAAUCACAAAACAAAAUGAUGCUCACGUUUCAUUUGAACCUGAAAUAAAGACUACAGAAACAACCCGCUGAUGAAACCUGGGCGGUAAAACCCUGGUCCAGGUCUUAGAUUUUUUUUUAGCUUAUAACUGGUGUUAAAACUAAAUGUGAGCCACAUUUGUAGUAAAGAAAAUAACUUUUUGCUCGUUGGUCUCGAGGAUAUCGAGAUGUUUCUGGUUGGAGAGGACUCGGGUAUAAAUUGAUGACGUAAUGGAACCUGUUCGUGAUCUUAAUCCAAGAUUCCCCAUCUGUUGUCUACAGUAACCGCAGGACGCCGUUAGCAGCAGCUAACCAAACGUUCAUCGUGUCGUUCGAAGGAACAUAUUUAAGAGUCGUGUUUUUUUUACAGCUAACAUCUGAGCCGCACUUUCUAUUUUUCACAGAUGUAGCUCGUUAGCUGGCGAGCUACGUAGGAAACGUCCCGUUUUCAACCAGAGCGCAGCUUCAGCUUCAUGAUGAAGAGCUUCUGAGCUGCUGCCGGGCAGAGUAUUCAGCAAACUGCUGUUUCUUGAAACUUUAAAACUCUACAGGAUGAGUCAUCGAUUCCCCCGAAACCCUUUAAAGGCAUCCCAGAAAGUCUUUUUAGUUUGUAGUUAACGUGAGCGCUCAGCGCUGCAGAGCAGGUUGCGUUCAACAGCAAGCUCAGCAUCAGACGGGGUCAAAGGUCUUGUUCUGGUCUGAGGGUCGAGAGCUGCUGCGUUCGCUGACGUCUGAAGACGCUCGUUAAAACAAAAGAGUGAUAUUUUUGUAACCUGCCGACUGAAGUAUUUGAUACCGAACGCGUAUUAAAGAAACUGCUGUGACGAAGCUGUUGUAACAUGUAACUAAAGGUUUUUAAUAAUCAGCCGCUGCUUUUUUGCUUUUCUUAGGUUUUUAAAUUGUUGCUGUUGAAGUUGUUAAAAAAAAAAAGACAAAUGUAAAGACGGACGAGUGAAGUGAAACGUGCUGAAAAUGAAAAAGCUGUGUAAAAUAAAAUGUGUGUAAAUAGCCAUCGAACUGCACUGUCGUCCUCCGAGACGAACGACGACUCCAGGCUAACAGUCUACUGGUCCAUCUCAUGCGUUUAAUUUAUUGCUGUGACACUAUUUAUUUUGACUUUGGUUUCCAGGUUGUAUGUACAGUGAAACAUUUGUCCUAUUUAUGUUACUUGAUCAAUAAAAUUGGCUUUCAUCUGUU
Molecule: messenger RNA, 8172 nt
Organism: Micropterus dolomieu (smallmouth bass)
Lineage: Eukaryota; Metazoa; Chordata; Actinopteri; Centrarchiformes; Centrarchidae
Product: CSC1-like protein 2
Exons: 25
Coding region: 488-3034 (848 amino acids)
Cellular component (GO): plasma membrane
Molecular function (GO): calcium-activated cation channel activity; nucleic acid binding
Source: RefSeq, a predicted model, not a curated record